AUGGAUGGUAUGGAGGCAAAAAAAUACGAAAUACUCAAAAUAUGGGUGCCAACCCAUGGAGUUGUCAAUGUUUACCGAAAGCCUGGGCGAUCUGGAGGUACGGGCGCAUUGAAAAGGACCGGAUUACUUGUGCAAUGCGCAUAGAGACCAGUACUAAUUGAAAAGUUUUCUCUUUACAGAAUAUCAUGUUGAUAACGGUUUUCUGAUUGAGGAGCCCGUCCACCGAAAUCACUUAGAAAAGAUACGAGUGCUGGCUUCCCAUGGAAGUGUUAUCACCAUAAAGAGAAAUGCUACUGUGCACGCACAGAACAAGUACACCGUCGAACCGGCGACUUCAGCGGUGGAUCAGUCUGAAGUAUGGGUGGAUGCAUGA
Molecule: messenger RNA, 373 nt
Organism: Porites evermanni
Lineage: Eukaryota; Metazoa; Cnidaria; Anthozoa; Scleractinia; Poritidae
Source: the annotation of a GenBank genome assembly